Messenger RNA from Amphimedon queenslandica, 3057 nucleotides. RefSeq lists its product as uncharacterized. The transcript is spliced from 12 exons. The coding region runs from base 1188 to 2522 and encodes 444 amino acids. The record is from RefSeq and is a predicted model, not a curated record. NCBI's taxonomy places the organism in Eukaryota, Metazoa, Porifera, Demospongiae, Haplosclerida, Niphatidae.
AUCUAUUUGAGUAACUUUACGUGUUCCGGUGAUGAGAAUUGUGAUGAGAACCCAUCAUUUGCCACUAAUCCACAGUGUUACACUGGACAGUUGGAAACUAUUUUAAGAUGCUCUCCUGGAACACCUUGUAAUGGGUCUAAACUGUAUCUCCAUAAUAACAUGACAAGAAUAGUCAAUGGACGUGAGAUAGUAUCUGGUAUACCGCUUAACUGUAUUGAUGGAGCAUUUUAUGCUUCUCUCUGUAAUGAUGGAUCUCACACCCAAGCAGGUUUGAAUUACUUAUGCCAAUCAAUGGGAUUUGAUAACACUAGUGUUAUUCUUUCUCAUGAUUCUUCAGUGUAUGGCACUGCUCCAGUAGGUACAGCCUAUUAUUCCUCUUUCUCUUGUCCUCCUAAUGCUAAUACUGUUGAUGAUUGUGAUGCUUUAUCAUCAACUAACCAACAGUGUUUAGCUGGUACAAUGGACCUAGUAUUGCAAUGCUCCAGAGCUGCUCCCAUUGUCACUCCUUCAGCCACUCCUUCAGCUACUACCACACCAACUCCUUCUGGCUCUACUACAGUUCUUGCUAAUGGAGUUACUGUUAGUGUAUUGGUAGCUCUGAUACUGGCUGUACUGUUGCUGUCAUAAUGUCUUUAAAAUGACAGCAUAAUUGACUAAACUGUAGCUAGCUGUAUAGAUUGCAUACUUAAUAUCCUUUCAUUGUUGUAGUGUAGCUAUUAGUUUUUGUAUUUCUUAUUUUACAUAAUCUCUUCUGUGCUUGUAACAUCUACUUCCACUCCUACUACUCCUACUUCAGGAGGUGAUUCUGAUACUAAUAUUGGAGCUGUUGUUGGUGGAUCAGUAGCUGGAGUGGUUGCUGUUAUCAUUGUAGUAGCUAUUGUUACCAUUGCUGAAAUUGCAGUUAUUAUGUAUGUCAAGAAGCAUAAAAGUCCUGUUGUACCUAUAUCUGAAAAGUCUGAAAAAACUCAUUUUGUCUAGAUAGUUUAUAAAAAUUAGCAAAUUUUAAAAUAUUUUUAUGCUUAAACCAGUAACAUUACAGUACUGCUUUCAUUAACUAAACUCUAGCUUUCAUUUUUUUGUAGUUAUUUAUGUUACAAUAUCCUGUGACUCCAAAUAAAUUCAUAAGCAGCAAAACACUAAGGUACAGAUGUGCCCCACCCCAAAUUUGAAGCACACAGUUAAAGAAGAUGGAGUUCCUUAAGCUGGUUCUGGUUGUUGCUGCAGUUGCUAUCAGCACUUUUCCCAGGUUCUCUCACUCAAUGACUUUAUUGUAUCCUGUCUCUUUUUCAAAUGACAGCUUUAUUGCGGGAGUUGGGCUUUUCAAAGAUGGUGAUUAUGGUAUAGUGUGUGAUGAAGGAGAUACCGAUAUCACUGACUUCCUCUGCAAUAAUCUUGGUGGAUUUGAUAAUGAUAGUUAUAUUGAUCCAUCAAUGUUAAAUGUUUCAUUUGUUAAUUUCAGCUGUCCAUCUGGUUUUUCUUCAUGUGGUGAAGCUGCUUCAAUUGUUCCUAACUGCUCCACACCACUGCUCAUUGUAUGCAGUUUCUCAGAUUGUUUCCCAGGACAAUUAGUUCAGCUGACUAACAGUGUCAAUGUAUCAACUGGUUCUGGAGUAGCUUUGGUUGGUUAUCCUGAAGUUUGUGUCAAUGGUAACUUUGCUCCAAUUUGUAAUGGAACUGAACUUGGGGCCAUUGAACUGAUACUUAUAUGUGCUUAUCAACCUAUUAAUUCCAGUACUGGUUUGAUAGGCAAUCCACACAAUGUUGGAUUAAGUCCUUUUAUGCCAUCUGCUCCAUUAUCAGUGACUGGCUAUGAUUGUGAUAUAAUGGCUAAUUGUGCAGUGACUACAGGAAUGAACUGUGGUACCAAUGGUUAUGCCAUUGUUACUUGUGAGGAAGGAAUUCCUAGCAGUUCAGCCUGUGAUCCAAAUGCUUAUGUCAAUGGGAGUAUCCUAUUUAAUAAUGAAACUAAUGUAUCUGCUGAUGGUUCUGUUGUAACUACUGGUAUCUAUCAGUCAUGUACUGGUGGUUCUUAUGUCAGAUAUUGUACUUAUCCAUCACAAUGGGGCUAUCCUAGUUUGGUAGAUAUAGCAAAUGGCAUUUGUAUAUCAUUAGGAUACUCAUUUGGAGUAAUAGUUCCUUUCGAAAAUAGAUUUUAUCAAGAUUUACCUCCUGGUAUAUCAGCAAUAGAUAUAAACUGCACUAGUGUAGAGGGCUCUGAGUGCAAUUAUACACUGUGUGAUGAUAUUAAUAGACAAAUGGUGCUACGCUGUACAAGAUCUCGAGGUUGUCUAGUGACUGGUGGUUAUUUGUACAAUAAUAUCACUAGAAUAAGUAAUGGAAGGGAAUACACUAGUGGUGUAUUUGUCAACUGUGAGUCUGGAUAUUAUCAGGCUAUCUGUCAAACUAAUGGGACUGAUUUAAGUAAUCUUUGCAGUUCUGAUAUUCUUGGUUACGAAGGCAAGUUCUAUCAUAUUUCAAUCUCUUUUAAUCACUUGUUUAGGUGGAGCAGUGGUGUCGUAUAAUUCAACAGCCCAAGGUGCCCUUCCAUUGAAUAGCGCUUAUUUCACUGAUCUUGAUUGCCCAUCCAAUGCCACCAGUCUGAGUGAUUGCAGUGCAACUCAUUUGAACUCAACAGAAUGUGAUAAUAUACUAGUCCUUCAAUGCUACAGAGAUAUUGCCACAAGUAGUAGUAUAGUAACUAGUUCAUUAACUAGUACUACCAGUAGUUCAUCACCUACUACUUCCACUCCUACUACUCCUACUUCAGGAGGUGAUUCUGAUACUAAUAUUGGAGCUAUUGUUGGUGGAUCAGUAGCUGGAGUGGUUGCUGUUGCUAUUGUAAUAGCUAUUGUUGUUGUUGCUAUAACAGUUACCAUGUAUAUGAAGAAGCAUAAAAGUCCAGUCGUACCUAUAUCUGAAAAGAAAUCCCACCCCAUCUAGAAAUACAAUACAAAGUAUAUGCACUAACAAAACUUUGAUAUGCUGUAAUAAUUAAUUUGUUUGCAAAUUCCUCUUGUUAUAAUAAUAUUCAUAAUUACAAAUGGUAUUUGAGAUUAA